This is a messenger RNA of Postia placenta MAD-698-R-SB12, 797 nucleotides long. RefSeq lists its product as hypothetical. The transcript has a single exon. NCBI's taxonomy places the organism in Eukaryota, Fungi, Basidiomycota, Agaricomycetes, Polyporales, Adustoporiaceae. The record is from RefSeq and is a predicted model, not a curated record. The annotation marks the transcript as partial.
AAAUAUAAGGUCUCGGAUCUUGCAUGAACAAGAGGGACGAGCCUACCCAUACAAAAGGAAGUAAAGAAUAUCACGAAACGUCACCAUCCAACCAGCGUUCUUCGCUAACGCACUCGCACAGGUGGCGCCUCCACGAAGCCCUCAUCAUGUUCCCCCUCGUCGUCGCAACACCCAGCGCAGCCGUCCCCACACGCGCACUGCCCCUCCGGACACCCACACCCACCUGCGCAACCGCAACGCAGGGGAGGCAGCGUGACCAGCCCAAACGCCGCGCUGCGCCUCUCGCGCUCUUCUACGGCGCCCCAGAACAGUGCCGGCGGGUACACCGUCACGUUGGUCGCGUCGAGCCGAGCAGGGCGUGCGCUCGGCGGAGGAGGGAGCGCGGCUGCGCGAGCAAAAAACGCAUCCAGGAAGCUCAUGUGGGCUCCGGCAUCCGCGGAAUCGUCACCCGGGGUGCGGUUUCUGGACGCAAGCGGCCCCGGAAGUUCCGCACCGGCUCCGUGGUCGACGCAAGUCCCGCAGCCGUCCGCGCAAUCUGCGAAAUCGCGAGACGCAUGAUGGGACCCCCGGUGUUGCACGCAGCCAGGGCAGGUACACUCCACGCCACAGGUGCAGCCUGUGCCUGCGAGGGAUGUAAUCGCGCUCAGCGGGGGGAUCGCGGGGAAGUUGGGCACGGGUCCUGAGUCCGUGUAACGAAGAGGGGGAAGCGUAAUCUCGCAAGCGCGGAAUGGCGUGUGUGAGUGUGACGGCUGAGACUGGGAACCGAGCUUGCUUCGCUUGGAAUGUGUGGACUGUAG